This is a messenger RNA of Euleptes europaea (tarantolino), 3832 nucleotides long. It is a transcript of the gene JARID2, whose product is annotated as jumonji and AT-rich interaction domain containing 2. The transcript is spliced from 18 exons. Gene Ontology annotation, molecular function: DNA binding; histone demethylase activity. Gene Ontology annotation, biological process: chromatin remodeling. Bases 71 to 3781 code for a protein of 1236 amino acids. Gene Ontology annotation, cellular component: nucleus. The record is from RefSeq and is a predicted model, not a curated record. Lineage: Eukaryota; Metazoa; Chordata; Lepidosauria; Squamata; Sphaerodactylidae.
UCCAAAUUGGUUGCGGCUUUUAAUUCAUGAAGCAAUUCCCCCCCUUUGCAAUCACAAUCUGGAUAUCAGAAUGAGCAAAGAAAGACCCAAGAGGAAUAUAAUUCAAAAGAAAUACGAUGAUAGUGAUGGGAUUCCAUGGUCGGAGGAGAGGGUGGUACGAAAAGUCCUUUACUUAUCUCUAAAGGAAUUCAAGAAUUCACAGAAGAGGCAGCAUGGUGAUGGCAUUAAUGGGAGCCUCAAGAGUGUGAAUGGACUCCUUAGUAAUGGCCCGUCGAAAGGAUUAGGACUGGGGUCGGAACAGCUAGAGAAUGAGAAGGACGAUGCGUCGCAAGUGUCCUCCACUAGCAAUGAUAUUAGUUCUUCAGAUUUUGAAGAGGGGCCAUCAAGGAAAAGGCCAAGGCUGCAAGCACAAAGGAAGUUUGCUCAGUCUCAGCCAAACAGUCCCAGCACAACUCCCAUAAAGUUAGUGGAACCGUUAUUGCCCCCUCCAGCUACGCAGAUUUCUGACCUCUCCAAAAGGAAGCCCAAGACAGAAGAUUUCCUUACAUUUCUCUGCCUUCGAGGUUCUCCAGCCCUACCUAGCAACAUGGUAUAUUUUGGAAGCUCUCAGGAUGAGGAGGAGGAAGAAGAAGAAGAUGAGGAAAUAGAGGAUGCUAAGGUAGCUUCAAACAAUGCUUCAUCUUCAUGCCAGUCGACCCCCAGGAAAGGGAAAACGCAGAAGCAAGUUCCAAAUGGGCAUGUCUUCAACGGAUCUAACAAGUCAACAAGAGAAAGAGAGCCUGUUCAGAAACACAAAAUCAAAGAGACGACGCCAGCAAAGGAGAGAAACAACGAACACAGAUCUGAGAGCCGAAAAGACCAGGCUGCUGCUAAUCACCAUCCUACAACAAACAUGAGCUUCUCCACAAAAGGGCUCACUGCUAACCACCACCACACCCUUCAUCGAUCGGCUCAGGACUUAAGGAAACAGGUCUCAAAGGUCAACGGUAUCACUCGACUGUCAUCUCCGAGUGCAAACUCAGCCAGUGCCAAAAAGAUGAGAGAAGUCAGACCUUCACCGUCCAAAACUGUGAAGUACACUGCAACAGUGACAAAGGGAACUGUGACAUACACCAAAGCCAAGAAAGAACUGGUCAAGGAAACCAAACUAAAUCACCACAAACCCAGUUCACCCGUCAACCACACAAUCUCAGGGAAAACGGAAAGUAGCAAUGCAAAAACCCGCAAACAGGUGCUAUCCCUUGGAGCGGCCAAGCCCAACAAUACCGCUGUUAACGGUGUCAAGGUCAAUGGCAAGUUGAACCAAAAGACAUGCACUAAGGAGGCAGGGAGGCAAUUGAGGGAGGGGCUACGCAAUUCAAAAAGAAGGCUGGAAGAGGCCAACCACAUAGACAAAACGCAGUCGCCGACCAAGAAGUUAAAGGGCACAGCCGGUGUGACGGAAGCCCCGAGCAAAAAGGCCCCCGUGGAGAAGCCUUUGCUGAACGGCCAUGUGAAAAAGCCUGGAAGUCAGGAAGUGCCACAGAAAAGUCUGGAAAGAAAUAGGCCGAAGAGAGCCGCUGCUGGGAAGAAUACGCCAGGGAAACAAGCACAUAACAAAACUGAAAAUGCCUCCUGUGAAAAUCAUUCUACCUCUCAAACGGAGUCCUUGCACAAGCCACAUGACUCAACGGGGAAGCACGAGAAGGUGAGCGUCAAGUCUGGGUGGGCUACAAUGGAGGAGAUUCCCAUCCUCAGGCCUUCCGCAAAGGAGUUCCAUGACCCGGUGAUAUACAUUGAGUCAGUUCGUGCUCAGGUAGAGAAGUAUGGGAUGUGCACGGUGAUCCCUCCUCCUGACUGGAGACCUGAGUGCAAGCUAAAUGAAGAAAUGCGGUUUGUGACCCAGAUUCAGCACAUUCACAAGCUGGGCAGGCGCUGGGGGCCCAAUGUGCAGCGGCUGGCCUGCAUCAAGAAGCACCUCAAAUCUCAGGGCAUUACUAUGGAUGAGCUUCCACUCAUAGGAGGCUGCGAGCUAGAUUUGGCCUGCUUUUUCCAGCUGAUCAAUGAAAUGGGGGGCAUGCAGCAAGUGACUGACCUCAAGAAAUGGAACAAACUGGCAGACAUGCUGCGUAUCCCUAAAACUGCACAGGACAGGUUAGCAAAGCUUCAGGAGGCCUACUGCCAAUACUUGCUCUCCUAUGACUCCCUCUCUGCUGAGGAGCACAAGAGACUGGAGAAGGAAGUUCUCUUUGAAAAAGAGAUCCUAGAAAAGCGGAAAGGUCCUCUGGAGGUCCAUUUGGAUGACAACUAUGAAUUCCAGUCUCUGCCCCGAUACGAGCCCAAAAACGGACUCAUCAAUGGCGUGGUUCAUAAAAAUGGCUUCCGGAACAAGGCGAAAGAAAUUGAAGUCUCACAGAAAACAGGCAGGCGGCGACUCUUCUCUCAGGAAAAAGAGACCGUGAAGGAAGAAGAGGAAGAGAAAGGUGUUCUCAGUGACCUCCACAAAUGUGUAUAUAAGGGAAGGUCUGUUUCUUUAACAGCCUUUUAUCGAACAGCAAGGAACGUCAUGAACAUGUGCUUCAGCAAGGAGCCCACAGCAGCUGAAAUAGAGCAAGAGUACUGGAGGGUAGUAGAACAGAAGGAUUGCCAUGUAGCAGUGCACUGUGGGAAAGUGGAUACCAACACCCAUGGGAGUGGCUUUCCUGUGGGGAAAUCAGAACCAUUCUCAAGGCAUGGGUGGAACCUGACGGUCCUUCCUAAUAACACAGGAUCCAUCCUGCGACAUCUUGGUGCUGUGCCUGGAGUGACAAUUCCUUGGCUAAAUAUUGGCAUGGUCUUUUCUACCUCAUGCUGGUCUCGAGACCAAAAUCACCUUCCAUAUAUUGACUACUUACACACUGGUGCUGAUUGCAUUUGGUAUUGCAUUCCUGCUGCAGAGGAGAAAAAACUUGACAAAGUGGUACAUACCCUGCUGCAAGCCAAUGGCACUCCAGGGCUGGAAAUGCUUGAAAGUAAUGUCAUGAUCUCCCCCGAGGUGUUGUGCAAAGAGGGGAUCAAGGUGCACCGUACUGUACAACAGAGCGGGCAGUUCGUUGUCUGCUUUCCAGGAUCUUUUGUGUCUAAAGUAUGCUGCGGCUACAACGUCUCAGAAACUGUGCACUUUGCUACCACCCAGUGGACAAGCAUGGGUUUUAAAACUGCCAAGGAAAUGAAGCAGCGACAUAUACCCAAGCCAUUUUCAAUGGAGAAGCUGCUUUACCAGAUAGCUACGGCGGAAGCGAAAAAAGAAAAUGGAUCGGCUCUGAGUACAAUAUCGGCACUUCUCGGAGAGCUCAGGGACACAGAGCUGAGGCAGCGGCAGCAGCUGUUCGAGACAGGCCUCCAUUCUUCAGCCCGCUACGGGAGCCACGACAGCAGCAGCUUGGGAGCAGACGGGAAGAAAAAGCCUCGAAAGUGGCAAUUAGAAACAUCUGAGAGGAGGUGUCAGAUUUGCCAGCACCUGUGUUACCUGUCCAUGGUUGUACAGGAGAAUGAAAAUGUUGUCUUCUGCCUGGAAUGUGCCCUGCGGCAUGUAGAAAAACAGAAGUCUUGUCGGGGAUUGAAACUAAUGUAUCGCUAUGAUGAGGAACAAAUAAUUAGUUUAGUCAAUCAAAUCUGUGGAAAAGUAUCUGGCAAAAACGGCACCAUUGAGAACUGUAUCAGCAAGCCUACACCAAAAAGAGGACCUCGAAAGAGAGCAACAGUCGACGUGCCGUCCUCGAGACUUUCAUCCUCCGGUUCAUCCAAAAGUGCUUCAAGUUAAUCAUGAAGAUGCCAACACACUCUCCUUUUUUGUCAAUUUUAUAUAUAUUUU